AUGGCAGCCAUCAAGUCGAAAUGUCGCAAGGUCGUUUGCAUUGGGCGGAACUAUGCUGACCACAUAGCUGAGCUGUCUUCCGCCCGGCCAGCCCAACCUUUCUUCUUCCUGAAGCCUCCUUCCUCCAUCCUGCUACCGAAGGACGGCCCAAUCGUCCGACCGAAAGGCGUGACUAUGCACCAUGAGGUCGAGCUCGGACUGAUCAUUGGCGAGACCCCAAAGCCGUUGAAGAACCUGCAAGAGUCCGACCCCAAGAUGCUCGACUAUAUCCGGAGCUACUUUCUGGGCAUUGACCUGACGGCGCGGAAUGUCCAAGACGAGGCAAAGAAGAAAGGUCUCCCAUGGUCGAUUGCAAAGGGCUUUGAUACGUUCUUGCCCAUCAGCCAUGAGAUCCCCUUCGACCGUCUUCCGGAUCCUCACAACGUUUUGUUAUGGUUGAGCGUCAAUGGCCAGAUCAAACAGAAAGAUAACACAAAUCUGAUGCUGUUCAGAAUACCCAGGAUCCUGAGUGAUAUCAGCAAGGUCAUGACUCUGGAAGAGGGAGAUAUCAUCCUGACGGGCACCCCCAAGGGCGUGGGACCGCUGAAGGGCGGAGACCUCGUCGAAUGCGGUCUGGAGGCCGAUGGUAGGGAAGUGGUCGAGGCUAGAAUUGAAGUGGAAGUCGUGGACGAUCAGACAGAAGGCGCUUAUGAAUUCAAAGAGACAUGA
Molecule: messenger RNA, 708 nt
Organism: Capronia coronata CBS 617.96
Lineage: Eukaryota; Fungi; Ascomycota; Eurotiomycetes; Chaetothyriales; Herpotrichiellaceae
Product: acylpyruvate hydrolase
Exons: 2
Coding region: 1-708 (235 amino acids)
Cellular component (GO): mitochondrion
Molecular function (GO): acetylpyruvate hydrolase activity
Source: RefSeq, a predicted model, not a curated record